CAGGGCGCUGCAUCAGCAAAAAAGGCAGCCUUUCACACUGCAACCUCGCGUGCGUGCCCGCCUUGAUACUCUCUCUCGCUCUGCGGCGAUAAGGCAGCCUUUUUUGCAAGCACAAUGCUCAGGCAGCCGCACCGAAGCAAAAAGGUGGCACCAAGCGGCACCUACAAUGACGGCUGGAGCGAGGCGGACAAUGCAGCCCUGCAAAAGCUGCUGCAGCCGCUGCGGCAUGACCCGCCCGACAUCGAUCCGCUCGGCUGCUUUGGCUCGGAGGCGCGAGGUCUCGCGUGCGCGUCGCGCGACAUGGUCUACGACCGGACGAUGUCGUUCCUGUCGACGCUGAACGUGAUGUCCGGGCUCGUGCUGGCCGCCAUCGCACCUCUGGCGCUUUAUCCACUGGACACGAAGACGCUGCCGGCGGGGCCGAAGCGGCAGAUGGGCGACGUGUUCAACGUGAUGGCGUACGCCGCGGUCACGACCCAGAUAUGUGUGGUCAUGUUCUCGACAUAUUGCCUACUGAUGGUCGCCGCGCACGCGCACACGCCUGCCAUGCUCUAUCGGGCGCUGCCGCACUCGGGAUUCCUCUUCGGCGCCUUUCAGGUGGGCAACUACCAACCUUUACUCCUCUGGCUGACGAAGAUGGUUCUUGGCUGUGUUGAACGUCGCGUCGACUGCGUGGGGCGCCUGGAAUUCGAUUCCACACAGGUUCUCGGUGCCCAUAUACAUAUGGCCACGGCCUGGGCCAAAUGGGCCUGUACCGGCACGGUCAUCGCGAUCUACCUCUUUUUCCAUGUCACGUUCGGGCUGAGCAGCUCGAGGGCAUGGCCGCGCGGCUACUGGGGGUGGGCCGGCCUUACGUUGCCUUACCUUUUCUUCAAUGAUCGCUUCCGUCGAGACGUGGUAGCCAACUCGUCUUCAUAUUUCGCAGCUGCCGAGCAGGGCGUCCUGGCCGGCAAGGACGAGGACCACGAUGGCACCGUAGACAGGGGUCCGCGAGAGGUCUCGCCGGCGGAGCAGGAGCUCGCGACGUUCGUGGCCGCCGCCCUCCCGGACCUCGUCGACCCGCGGCGCGGAACGGUCGUGCGCGCAAUGGCCGUCGAGGGCCUCACGGUGCCGCGCAUCGUCGCCGCGGCGAAGCAGUCGGGCGGCUACGCGGCGCUCCUACAGACGCUCGAGCUGGGCAGCCGCGGCGUCGAGCUCACGCGCGGGGAGCGACUGGCGCUCGCCACGGCGGCGAUCAGUUCAAGUUAGUGUUUUUAUGUACUCUAUGAG
Molecule: messenger RNA, 1269 nt
Organism: Pelagomonas calceolata
Lineage: Eukaryota; Pelagophyceae; Pelagomonadales; Pelagomonadaceae
Source: the annotation of a GenBank genome assembly